AUGCGCGGCCCAAUCCCCCGGCCAGCCCGCUUCCCGGCCUGCCCCGCGUCACGCGGCCCGGCCCGCCCCGCGCUCCCGCUCGCGCAGCAGCCCGCGGAGCACGCGCCCCGCCCCUGCCACCGGGCCCCGCUCGCAGCAGCCCAGCGCCCAGCUUCUCCCACGCGCUCGUGGCCGCUCCCGCCGACGCCCCUGGCCCACCUGUCGGCGUUACUCGCCCGCUCCGCCAGCGCCCGCGUCUUCCCGCUGCAGCCCGGCCCCACACACCAGCUCCACCCACUCGCUGCCAGCCCGGGCCCGCUCGCCAGGUGCCCCACGAGCCGACCCGCGGAGUCCAGGCGCCCGGAGGACGGCCGCCGAACCCCGCCCGCGAUCACCGUCCCCGCUCCGCCGCCGGUCAGCCUCGCCAUCGACUUCGCCCGGCCCUUUCCUUCAUUUCCGAGCCUGGUGAGCACCCGCAACUCCUCCCGCUCCUUUUGGCGCUAG
Panicum virgatum (switchgrass) is the source of this 483-nucleotide messenger RNA. Its product is annotated as predicted GPI-anchored protein 58. The transcript is spliced from 2 exons. NCBI's taxonomy places the organism in Eukaryota, Viridiplantae, Streptophyta, Magnoliopsida, Poales, Poaceae. The coding region runs from base 1 to 483 and encodes 160 amino acids. The record is from RefSeq and is a predicted model, not a curated record.